This is a messenger RNA of Australozyma saopauloensis, 2799 nucleotides long. It is a transcript of the gene EPL1, whose product is annotated as Epl1p. Gene Ontology annotation, cellular component: NuA4 histone acetyltransferase complex; piccolo histone acetyltransferase complex. The transcript has a single exon. Lineage: Eukaryota; Fungi; Ascomycota; Pichiomycetes; Serinales; Metschnikowiaceae. Bases 1 to 2799 code for a protein of 932 amino acids. The record is from RefSeq and is a predicted model, not a curated record. Gene Ontology annotation, biological process: regulation of transcription by RNA polymerase II.
AUGGCCGUGCCCCCUGCCAACCAUGCUAGCUCAGGUAAAUCAUCGGCGAGGCAACUCAUGCGGCAGCGUAAAAUUUCUGUCAAGGCACCUCUCCCUAUAUACAACCAGAAUGAAUUCGCGGGCAAUGAUCUGGAGGUUGAGCCCUUAUUGCUAAGUCAUCUAGGCUCAAACCAACAGGCUCGAGAUUCUCCCGCUGUGGAGACCGGAGUCGACAAGAAUGAGGAGGAUGAGGUGCAUUUAAGGCAAGUCAUAAAUGCUGCUCAGCAAGCGCUCCAGGGCUCUGAUAAAGACAAAUCUAAUGCUGCAUCAUCUGUAUAUAUUCCAACUCCAGAUGCUUCCAGGCUUUGGCCAAUAGCCCAUAAGUACUACAAUGAUAGUGUUUUUGUGGAGCCAGAUUCUUACAUCAAAUUCAGUGCUACCGUGGAAGAUACACUAGGGAUUGAGUACAACAUGGAUGAGGUUGAUGAGGAGUUUUUCAAAAACACCCUUGUCAAGGAGUAUCCUAAGGAGAGUAAGAGCAAUACUAAUGGUGGCGAUGCUUCCGCAACUACCAACGGAGCAGCGUCUGACGACUCUCGCCCAUGCUCUGAACUUGAAUUCGAGGCAAUCUGUGACAAGUUCGAGAAGACUAUCGAGGCAAAACAACCUUUUUUGUCAAUGGACCCCUCUACAAUCUUGUCAUACAAGGAACUACAUCAUAUCAUUUUGCAGGAGCUAAAUUCUGCCUCCACUGCUGACCCAUAUGCUCAAUCUGGUGCUGACCCAAAGUACAUUUCAACGUCGAGCCUCAAAGAAAAGUUGUCAAAAGAACUUAAUUUCAAACCAUUUGUCACAACGUUCGAUAAAGAGCAAGAAUCGACAAACAAUAUUCGCUCAAUUUCUAAGCUACUAGAGUUGUUUGGUGAACCAGUGUACAAUCAUUGGAAAGCCAGAAAGAUUGAGAGAAAGGGUAUAUCAAUUGCGCCAUCUCUCAAGUUCGAAGACCCUAGUGCUACCGAGAAAGAUAACGACAAUGACCCCUACAUUUGCUUCCGUAGACGUGAGUUCAGACAAGCAAGAAAGACCCGUAGGGCUGAUAAUUUGGGCGCUGAGCGCAUCAGAUCAUUGCAUAGAUCGUUGAAACGGGCUCGCGAACUUGUGCUCAAUGUAUGUCAAAGAGAGUUGCUAAAACUACAAUCAUGGGAAUCUGAACAACAUAUCUUUAAACUUCGUUCUGAAGCUAAGAGUGUCAAGCGCUUGGUCGGUAUCAAGGGAGAUGAUCAUUUAUUCUAUCCACAUAAAAGAAAGAAGAUUGUUGUUGUGGAACCAGUUGAUGACGGUGAGACCGACUCUUAUCGUGUUAAAAGAGAGAAGAAGAGACCACAGGAGCCUUCUUCUUACAUCCCUGCUCAAUCCAAAGAACCCAGACUGUUUGCAACCCCACUGCAACCCGAGGCCUCUUCAACUCAGCCAUAUGUCAAAUUGCCUCCUUCAAAGAUUCCAGACUUGGAUUUGGUAAGUGUUUCUUCCAUUCUUCAGGAGAAGAACGAGGCACUCAAGCGGGCUGUUGCCGAAAAAUUGCGUAAACGAAAGGAACUUGAUAGAGGUUGGGUGAAUAUUUCUUAUGACCCACAUCAGCCUUUCUUUACCUUCGCGACAAACACCAGUAACAAAGACAUAGAGUUGAGCCACAUCCCCUACUCUUCGGUCGCUGCAAACUUCUUGCAUCAGUUUAAUACCUCAAAUGUCAUUAGCGAUCAAUUGAAGCGGGCUCUCGAAGAUACUAAAAGGCCAUUGCCAGGAACUAAAACUUUUAGUGGCUCCAAUGGUGAAAUGGUGAAUUCAAAGCCAUUUCCUCAACUUCAAACUCUUCUUUCUAAACAUUUGAACAAUCGCGAGAACGGUUCGCAGGGCUACAUUGCCCAGUUGUUGGCCAACAUUGAAAAUCAUGAUUUCUCCUCAUACACUAAUGGGUUCGGAGAUGUGAAAGAUUCAAGUGAUACUGAAGAAGUAUCCGGUCCCAUGUUUCGUCUCAGAAAGCGUGGUGGCAGGGCCAACCAAGUCUUCGUUGAUCGGAGAGGGCUCUUUCAACGACCUACUAAGGAAAUUGAUGAGUGGCUCAGCACGCCACCAGAUCUGGAGGACAAUAAGCCUGAUGAGACGGACGAAGCAAAGCCUUUGAAUAAAGAUGCCUAUCUGAAUAAAAAAGAUGCCAUGUCUCGUCUUGACUCGCAAUGGCGUUUCAGUGAUGACUUCCCAGAAUAUGAUGCUGGAAUUAUGCAGCCAUUUAGCUUGGAGCCAUCUCGCCUCAACUACAUCAGCGAUGACACUCAAUCUAUCCGUUUCGGAUCUAUGCUUCUCUCGAAAUCGUAUGAUUUGCUUCGCGAGAGCGCCCAUAGUCGUCUGUCAGCCAUUCAAGCACGUAUGAGAGCAUAUCAAAAUUCCCGCCAACUGCAACAAGACUCGAACGGCGCACGGCCGCAGCCUGGAGCCUCAGCAAACUCUCCCGCCUCUAGACCUCCUGCGUCUUAUUCUUCAGCUAACAUGUCCGCUGGUUCGGGUGUAUCAAGUUAUAAUUCUGACUUGAGUAGAAGUCAGUCUGGAUAUACACUUCUGCAGGGUCUGCAGCUUCAAAGACUGCAGCUCCCAUUACAUGCUGGAGGUGCUUCCAAUGUCCCUAUGAAAAGUCAGAUUUCUCAAGCCUCCAAAGGAUUUUCUUCUCAAAAACGCAGCCCAAACUUAAGAGGCUUGUCUUCUACAGAUCCCCAUUCUUUGCCAUACGGCAGUCCACGCGGAAGUAGUGUUGAGUUGAAGAAGUAA